UAGAAAAUCCACCGCAAACUCAAGAGUCAAGACUGAGACCCCAUCAUCGGCUGCCUCAAAUUCCAUCUAUUCAUUGGGUCCAGCUUCAAGGUUUCUACGCUGAUCCUCAAAUCGCCCAUCAUCUCAAAUUAUACGUUUUUUGAGUGGGAGGGUAGAGGAGGUGAAGAUUUGAUCUUGGAGCGUAAAUUAUGUACCGGUCUGGGGCCGCAACCACUUACCGAGGUGGAAUGCCAACAGAUAGUGGGGACUCUGUUGUGACCCUAGAUCAAGUCCCGUGUUGGAGCGAUUCAGACUUUAGGUACUCAUAUGAGAAUGAAGAUCCGGGGUUCCAGAAUCUGCAUUUUCCAGACCCAUUGACUGCAGCAUCUGAAGGGGAGAAUGGUGGAAAUGGAAUGGUAUCGAAGUUUCCCAUGGAUCGUGAAAUUAACUCGAAAAUAUAUCUUUGGAUGGGCAACCCGUGGAAUCUUGAGGUGGAUGCUGUUGUAAAUUCUACAAAUGAGAACUUAGAUGAAGCUCAUAGUAGUCCUGGUCUGCAUGCUGCAGCAGGACCGGGCCUUGCAGAAGAAUGUUCAACCCUGGGUGGCUGUCGAACAGGAAUGGCAAAAGUUACUAAUGCUUAUGAUCUUCCAGCAAGGAGGGUCAUACAUACUGUAGGUCCCAAAUAUGCUGUAAAGUAUCACACCGCUGCAGAGAAUGCACUCAGUCAUUGUUAUCGAUCUUGCCUUGAACUUCUCAUUGAUAAUGGACUUCGCAGCAUUGCUAUGGGCUGUAUAUACACAGAAGCCAAAAACUAUCCACGAGAACCAGCUGCACAUGUGGCCAUAAGAACCGUGAGGCGAUUUUUUGAGAAACAAAAGGAUAAAAUACAUGCAGUCGUUUUUUGUACCACAACAUCAUCUGAUACAGAGAUAUACAAAAGAUUGCUUCCGCUUUACUUUCCACGUGAUAAACUUGAAGAGGAGAUGGCUGUUUCGAAGCUUCCUGCUGAUGUUGGAGAUGAAAAUGGUGAGACGGUCAUAGAUGAACGCAAAAUAAGGAUACAACCUUUACCCAAUUUGAAAAAGGCCGCCUCAAGACCUCCACAGACCUCUACUGAUCUGGCAGACAGCAAUAUAUCAUUAGCAAGACGGUUCGUGGCUCGUCAUACUUUUCUAAGCCCUUUUAAGUCAUAUAUAAGGGACUCAUCGUACUUGGAGUCUUAUCUGGAUCCUGCAUUCAUGUCCCUGAUCAAAGAUCCAGAUCAGAGGCGCAGAGAACAAUGGGAAAAAUCCGCUCAGGCUCGAAAUGGUUGGAGUUUUGCUAAAAUGCUUGGAUAUGGAGACAUUGGGAGUCCUCCUUUAUCAGCUGCUGAAGAAUACUCGCUCCAUUCUCGAUACCUUGCUAAAGCAAAUUCACUUAAUCUUUCUGAUAUUGCUGAAAUGAAAAUUGUUUACCGGGGUGGGGUUGAUAGUGAAGGUCGUCCGGUGAUGGUGGUGGUUGGAGCCCACUUUCUCCUAAGAUGUCUUGAUCUGGAGCGGUUUGUGCUUUACAUAGUGAAGGAGUUUGAGCCAUUGAUACAGAAGCCUUACACAAUAGUUUAUUUCCACUCUACUGCAUCAUUGCAGAUACAACCAGAUCUGGGGUGGAUGAAAAGGUUAGAGCAAAUACUUGGUCGGAAACACCAACGCAAUCUCCAUGCAAUAUACAUUCUCCAUCCAACCUUUGGUCUGAAGACUGCAAUUUUAGGAUUGCAGAUGCUUGUAGAUAAUGUGGUCUGGAAGAAGGUGGUCUACGUUGACCUACUUCUGCAGCUAUUCAAAUACGUCCCUCGUGAACAACUGACUAUUCCAGACUUCGUAUUCCAGCACGACAUAGAGGUCAAUGGAGGGAAGGGCUUACUCGUGGAUCCAAGAACAAAAUAUGUAUAUACAAGACCGUAGCAGCAGAUCCAGACUCCAGCGUUUGACACUUUUUCGUAGUCAUCAUUUCAUUCAUUUAUGGGUCAGGUUGUAUUGUAACGAAGUGUUACUAAUAUUUUAUUUGCUUGUAUAUGUACUAUGAUCCCUCUUUUCACUCUACGGUGUAUUUAUAAUCUUGAAUCUAUGUAGGGCAAUAAAAUUUUAUGAGUCUGCAAAUUUACAUUUCUGAAA
This is a messenger RNA of Salvia splendens (bonfire salvia), 2129 nucleotides long. Its product is annotated as protein GDAP2 homolog. The record is from RefSeq and is a predicted model, not a curated record. The transcript is spliced from 15 exons. Lineage: Eukaryota; Viridiplantae; Streptophyta; Magnoliopsida; Lamiales; Lamiaceae. The coding region runs from base 189 to 1919 and encodes 576 amino acids.